This is a messenger RNA of Penicillium malachiteum, 1125 nucleotides long. RefSeq names its product serine hydrolase domain-containing protein. Bases 1 to 1125 code for a protein of 374 amino acids. NCBI's taxonomy places the organism in Eukaryota, Fungi, Ascomycota, Eurotiomycetes, Eurotiales, Aspergillaceae. The record is from RefSeq and is a predicted model, not a curated record. The transcript has 6 exons.
AUGAUGGUAGACAGAAUCAAAGCCAAACUAGAUGAGGCCGUGGAGAGUGGAAUGUUCCUAGGUAUUGGAUAUAUUGCGAUGCACAAGAGUGGCAAGAUAAUAUAUUCUGGUGCUCAUGGAAGCCGGCACUUUUCAAAAGCCGAAUCUAUGACGUUAGAAACGGCUGGUUGGGUGGCCUCAAUGACAAAAUUAUUAACCUGCGUUGCCGUAAUGCAACUUGUUGAGAGAGGCCUCGUUGGCUUGGACGACGAUCUCGCAAAGAUUGUUCCAUUUUUAGGCAAAGUACAAAUUUUGACCGACUUUGAUGACAAGACUCAGAGGGCAAAGUUUCGACGUCCUACACAAAAGAUCACUUUACGUCGUCUUUUGACACACUCAAGCGGGUUUAUCUACGAUGGCGAUUCCCCCCCAUAUCUUCAUAAAUGGGUCAUUGCAAAUGGAUUGGAAGGGAAGGACCUCUCAGGUGCAAUUAGUGGCUACGAGCUCCCUCUCGUCUUUAACCCUGGCAUUGAGGCCAUCAGCAAACAAACACUUGAGGAGUACAUGCAGCAAAACAUAUGGUCAAAAGUCGGCAUGUCAAGAACUACCUUUCACCCGGAGAAUCGUACAGAAUAUCCCAUAUUAGAGAUGGGUAUACGUCUUCAUGGACCUGAGAGCCCUCUUACUCCUGGAUUAAAUCCAUGGGGUAAUCCCGCACAUGACGAUCUGGGUGGUGCCGGCCUCUACACGACAACUGAAGACUAUGCAAAGAUGCUAGCUGCUUUGCUACUUGAUGACGGACCUCUGUUAAAAAGAGAAAGUCUAGAGGAGCUUAUACGGCCCAAUCUAUCUCCAGAAAGUAGGGAAUCGUUGCGAGUGCAUCGAUCCAACCGAUAUUACGUCGAAAUUCCUAAUAACUACGAGGUGGACCACGCUCUUGGCGGUCUUCUUGCAGUGGAAGAUAUCCCAGAGCGCAGAAGGAAGGGAAGUAUAUCUUGGGAUGGAAGGUCGAGUCCCUCUUGGAUGAUUGACCGCGCCUCUGGGGUUGCAUGCGUUAUGCUUGUUCAGAUUUUACCCACAGACAUGAUUACUACGAAAAGGUUAUGGAUCGAGCUGGAGACAGAAGUUUACAAGUUGCUCGAGUAG